UUACCAAACUAUAGAGGAAACCUUUUAUUUAUAAUUCAUUCAAUAAAAUUAAUUCAACCAUGGCAGUUGUAUCUCCUUCGUGUCAUUGCCGAAGCGGUGCCUUUUGGCACAACCUCUUCAGGUUACAAUGCAUUCUCUCGCUCUUGCUCGUCGCCGUUUCAACUCCUCCGGAGGAUCCCGUCAAGUGUGCCUCCGGGAACACCAACUGUACGGUCACGAACUCGUACGGAGCAUUCCCCGACCGGUCCACCUGUCGGGCAGCCAACGUGGCAUACCCGACAAACGAAGCUGAACUCGUAUCCAUCGUAGCCGCCGCCACGAGGGCACAACGAAAGAUGCGUGUGGUCACGCGCUUCGGACACAGCAUCCCGAAACUAGCGUGUACGGACGGCAAAGACGGUCUCCUCAUAAGCACCAAGUUCUUGAACCGGACGUUGAAAGCUGACCCGGCGGCCUUAACGCUGACGGUGGAGAGCGGCGUUUCGCUGCGGCAGCUCAUAGGCGAGGCUGCCAAGGCGGGGAUGGCUUUGCCGUACGCACCGUACUGGUGGGGGCUAACGGUCGGCGGUUUGAUGGGGACGGGGGCUCAUGGCAGCUCGUUGUGGGGCAAAGGAAGCGCGAUUCAUGAUUACGUGACGGAGAUUCAGAUGGUGAGCCCUGGCUCUGCCGACGAAGGGUUUGUUAGGGUUAGGGUUCUCAAUGAGAGUACCCUCAACGAGUUUAACGCGGCUAAGGUUUCUCUCGGUGUUCUUGGUGUUAUCUCUCAGGUCACUUUUAAAUUGCAACCGAUGUUCAAAAGAUCGUUAACGUACGUAAUGAAGAACGAUUCAGAUUUCGGCGACCAGGCCAUGACUUUUGGUAAGAAACACGAAUUUGCGGAUCUAUUGUGGUAUCCGACCCAAGGGAAAGUUGUCUAUCGAAUCGACGACCGAGUUCCCUCGAAUACGUCCGGCAACGGUCUGUACGAUUUCUUGCCGUUCCGUUCGCAGCUUUCGGCGGCCUUAGCCAUAAUCAGAUCCACAGAGGAAACCCAAGAGGCUUUGAGAGAUGCGAACGGGAAAUGCAUCGGUGCCAAGUUGAUCACGUCUACCUUAUUUGCUUCCGCCUAUGGUUUAACGAGCAACGGAGUCAUAUUCACGGGGUAUCCCGUGGUCGGAAACCAAAGCCGAAUGAUGUCGUCGGGAACGUGUCUGGACAGCCUUCAGGACGGAAUGAUCACGGCUUGCGCGUGGGACUCACGCAUAAAAGGCGAGUUCUUUCACCAGACAACCUUCAGCAUUCCCCUAACGCGCGUCAAAGACUUCAUCAACGACGUCAAAGCCCUCCUCAAGAUCGAACCCAAAUCUUUAUGCGGCCUCGAACUCUACUACGGUUUCCUCAUGCGCUACGUCACCGCCUCGCCGGCCUAUUUGGGCAAAGAGGUCGAAGCCCUGGACUUCGACCUGACUUAUUACAGGAGCAAAGACCCUCUAACGCCUCGUCUCUUCGAAGAUUACAUCGAAGAGAUCGAACAGAUGGCGUUGUUCAAGUACAAUGCCUUGCCGCAUUGGGGGAAGAACAGGAACGUUGCGUUCGAUGGGGUGAUCAAGAAGUAUAAGAACGCACCCGAUUUCUUGAGGGUUAAGGAGAAAUACGAUCCCUCGGGGCUAUUCUCGAGCGAGUGGACGAAUCAAAUACUUGGUUUGAAGGGUAAUGUAACGAUUGUGAAAGAAAGCUGUGCCUUGGAGGGUUUGUGCAUUUGCUCGGAGGAUAUCCACUGUGCUCCAAAAAAAGGAUAUUUCUGUCAAUCCGGAAAAGUUUACAAGGAGGCUAGGGUUUGUGCUCGUGCGAGCGAUACAAGAAGGGUCGAGUUAUGAUUCUAAACCGUUCUUCAUAAAUAUGAUUUUGUCGGGAAAAUAAUAAGCCAAAGUUCGUUCUUGUCGGG
Molecule: messenger RNA, 1924 nt
Organism: Tarenaya hassleriana
Lineage: Eukaryota; Viridiplantae; Streptophyta; Magnoliopsida; Brassicales; Cleomaceae
Product: probable L-gulonolactone oxidase 6
Exons: 4
Coding region: 60-1856 (598 amino acids)
Cellular component (GO): membrane
Molecular function (GO): FAD binding; D-arabinono-1,4-lactone oxidase activity
Source: RefSeq, a predicted model, not a curated record